AUGGAGGGUAUCCAGUUCGUGCUGUUCGACAUCUCCGAGGACCUCGUCAAAGCGUGGCAGCGCGCGUUCGCACAGCAUGUCCCAGACGCGGCGCGAGAGCGAUUCACGAUCAUCCACUCCACGAAUGAAGACUUGUCAUUCCCGGCGGACCAGUUCGACUGCAUAGUCUCCCCUGCGAACUCGUACGGCCGUCUCGACGGGAGUUUCGAUUGGUACCUGGCCAAAGAACUGGCCCCGCCAGACCAAUUCGAAGCGCCCACCCAGAUCGCGCAGGCCGUGCUCUACAAACAGUGGCGAGGCUACGCGCCGCCAGGGACGUGCACGCUCGUCCCGCUGAAAGACACCGUCUGCGCGGCCAACAAGUACGCCUGCAGCUACAUCGCGCUCUGCCCCACCAUGCGCAUCCCCGAGAACGUCAAGUGGAACCGCGAGAUUGUGUACAACUGCAUGUGGUCCCUCCUCGUCGCGCUCGACCGUCACAACGCCUCCGUCGCGUCCGCAGCGGCUGGCCGCGGCGGCGCCGCGGGCACCGCGGUCAAGAAGGUCCUCAUGGCCGGGCUGGCGACGGGAGUGGGCAGGGUUUCUGCGGAGCGCUGUGCGCAGCAGAUGGCGUUGGCGGUCAAACACUACGCGGACGCUUCUGAGCAUCCUCAAAAGUGGAGUUCUCUGCGAUGGGACGAUGCGCUCGACUACGCACAGGAGACCAAUGACACACAUCUGCUAUGA
Molecule: messenger RNA, 726 nt
Organism: Fomitopsis serialis
Lineage: Eukaryota; Fungi; Basidiomycota; Agaricomycetes; Polyporales; Fomitopsidaceae
Product: macro domain-like protein
Exons: 2
Coding region: 1-726 (241 amino acids)
Source: RefSeq, a predicted model, not a curated record